GCGAGUAUGGUACUAGUUGUGCUGGUUGUGCUAGUUGUGCUAGUUGCCGCGACACUUCUCUUCCUGCUUCUGCUUCUCACAUCUAUCGACUCUUCGUAGAUCAUAAUAUAUAUUAGUACAAUACCCGAUCAAUAUCAAACUAGUACCUCGCACCAGGGGGCAAGCACUACACACAUCACACACAUUGACUUGGUCCCAGUAUCCGCGACUACACUGCAUUCGACGAAAAACAUCUUGCAGCGCAAACCACAGCAGCACAGAAGCCUCCAUCGCUCGUCCAUACCAUCAGCCAUCCACGCAAAGGAUCUACCUCGCCUCUAUAUAUCGGUCUCCCCAUCACACAUCGUCAGUGUGUAUCAGCAUCCGAUCGUCUAGGCGACGACGACCUCGCCGCGUCGCACUUCGUCAACAUGGGUCUCAGUGCUCGACGCCCGCAACUUCCGAGCCUCAAUCUACCAUCAGCUCGGUCAUCGGAGCGAAAAGACAUCCUUAUCGAGCAAUUCGAUUUCGAUGAUGAGAGGCUCGAGGACACGACCGAGAUUGUAUUAGAUUCCCAUCGCGCUUUCCGCCCAGAUCCUUCCACGCCGGUCACCCCCCUACCGGGAACCCCUCUAGUGUUCGAUGAAGCUCCCUCUCACCGCUCUGGCACUCCAGUAACUCCUGGAUUUGCCAAUGGCCCGAAUCCAUUCUCCUUCUCAUUUUCUCAACGUUCCCCUUCGAGCUCGAGCCAUACUCCAAGCUCCAGCCCCCUCCUGCAACCUUCGAAAGGCAUCUCAUCGGCACUGGCAGAAGGACACUUGGCGAAGGGUGUGGCUAUGGCGGAGAACUCGCCUGGUAUUGGGCUCCACCCAUCCGGCUUGGGCCUGAUCCCCAGCUUUGGUACCCUGAAUGGCCUGAGUACGUUGAAAAAGGGUAGAGGAUCGAACCCCUCUGGAGGGACAAGACAGAAUGACAAGGACGCUUCGCAUGAAGAAGUCCCUUGGAAUGACCGAGAGCUGGAGACGUUGGAAAGCUUCCUGUUGAAUCCGUUGCGUCCACUAUCGACCACGUAUCCUCCAGGCACCCUGCCGCCUCCGGCGGCUCUCGACGAACUCACUUCUCAAAUCAUCCAUUUCCAUCGACCAACUCCGACUUCCCUACCUAUCGAUGAUCUCCAUUCGGUAUCGCCAAAACAAGGCGGCAUUGCAUCGUCCAGAUCCGCACCUUCGCUGAAAGUCGAUGCCUCGGCGAGUCACUUCGUUGGCAAAGGGAGACAUCGCCGGACUCAUUCCAGCUCAGGUGUUGUUUGGAAGCAUAGCUGGCCAUCGACGAGGCAGAAGCUCUACGAAGUCGCCCGAAAAGAGGCUCUUGGAGAUUCGCGGGAAGACCGAUUCAAGGGGCGUUUAGAUAUCAAGAAGCGGGCAUUGUUUACUGGUUCCGAGAUGGAUCCAGGUCCAAUCAGCCCUAUGCCCGAGAACAUGUCCGACGGCUUGUCCUUCGACUUUGCUAGCCAGAGAGAUGUACCCGGUACUAUGAUCCGUUCGGGGAUACCGGGGCACAUAGCGACUUCGCAGACGGGAUGCUACGACGGCCAAGACUUCACCACCAAGACAACCUCGAAAUGGUCCGCCGACUCCAACAUCACGACCUCAUCUGUCGGUCCGACGAUCAGGCCGAUCAGUCUCUUGCAACGCGGGAAAAGCUUCACCGCCGAAGAUUUCGAUGCAGCCAUGACAUUGGAUGAGUCGGUCAAGGAGAAAUCCUGGACAUCUCUGAAGCACCCAUCGACCGAUCUAGUUCAGCUGCCUCAAUGCCCGACUAGCACUGUCAAUACGACUCCGCCGCCAAUUUUUGCCCUCCCACGAGGCCGCGUUUCUGGCUCUUCGCCGUUGUCGAGCGAAGGACCCAAGACCCCCGAGGCUCCACCUGGUAUAACUUUGACUUCGCCAUCUCCCUGUGGGCGCCAUCGCAACGAGCAAAUGCGGGGUAUGGGGUCUCCAAUCCCAGGUUCAGACGACAGACCUGGCGCUUUUGGUGGUCUGCUAGACUUUGCCGCCAGUACCGCAGAGAAACCAGACGCACCGCGAAGGAAGAAUCGACCAUCGCCUCUUAUGCGAUCUCGUUCGACCUGGGAUGAAUCUCAAACGCAUUCAAUGGUCGCCCAAUUCAUCCAAGGGCCGCCUCUGUUUCAGACUAUCGAACACGACCUCGAUCGGUCCCAACCCUUCCGAGUAUCAGAGCAUAGGACGGACACGUCUUCACAAGGGCAGACGCCGUUUGCCAAAAGGCAGAAGGUCCAGGAGACUGAAACCAAUUUGGAAGAGUAGUCUUUGUCGGUGCACUUUCCGAUCGCCCUGCAUCAAGUUAUGUAGCCCACCACAUCAAGCAGAUCUCCUGCCGGCCCCAUGUAUCGCUUCCCCUUUCCCACCCUCGAGAUGUUGCACUUAUCGACCAGCAUGAUGUAUUAUUGGCU
Molecule: messenger RNA, 2452 nt
Organism: Filobasidium floriforme
Lineage: Eukaryota; Fungi; Basidiomycota; Tremellomycetes; Filobasidiales; Filobasidiaceae
Exons: 5
Coding region: 411-2306 (631 amino acids)
Source: RefSeq, a predicted model, not a curated record